Molecule: messenger RNA, 783 nt
Organism: Musa acuminata AAA Group (dessert banana)
Lineage: Eukaryota; Viridiplantae; Streptophyta; Magnoliopsida; Zingiberales; Musaceae
Product: peroxiredoxin-2E-2, chloroplastic
Exons: 1
Coding region: 1-783 (260 amino acids)
Biological process (GO): hydrogen peroxide catabolic process; cell redox homeostasis; cellular response to oxidative stress
Cellular component (GO): cytoplasm
Molecular function (GO): thioredoxin peroxidase activity
Source: RefSeq, a predicted model, not a curated record
AUGGCGGCCGCCGUUAACAACAUCGCCGCCACCUUCUCCUCCGCAUCCCGUUCCUCCCCCCACGUCCCGACGACGCCCACGGUAGCGUUGUCCGCCGCCAGCUCCCGGCCCAUCUCCGCCUCGUGGAACCCCCACUCCGUUCUCCCUCGCUCCCGCCGCUCCUCGCUUCUCGGCAUCUACGGCCUCCCAGGCCCUCGGCCUCGUCCCCUCCGCCUGCCCCGUCCUUCUGCCGCCCCUCCUCCGCGCACCAUUUCUGCUGGCGAUCGCCUCCCCGACGCGACCCUAUCCUACCUCGACCGCAGCGGCGCCGUCCGCACCGUAUCCAUCUCCGGCCUUACUCGCGGCAGGAGGACCGUCAUAAUGGCCGUUCCAGGCGCCUUCGCGCCCCCGCGGCGUCCCCGAUGGUGGAGCGGCAGUGGCCCCAGCUUCGGGCUCUCUGCCGAGGGGCUUGUGAAGAGGGCGGCGGAGAUGAAACAAAGAGGCGGCGGCGGGGUGGUGGUCGCCUGCGUGGCGGCGAACGAUGUGUACGUGAUGAGGGCGUGGGGGGAGCAGCUCGGGGCGGCGGAGGCCGGCGUGACGAUGCUGUCGGACCCCGACGCUGAGCUCGCAAGGGCGCUCGGUUUGGCUCUUGACCUCCGGGGAGGUACCGAGGGGUUUGGGAUGCGAUCCGAGGGUUACCUCUUGGUUGCAGCGGACGGAGUGGUGAAGGCGCUCUUCAGGAACUACCAAAACGGCGGUGGCGCUGCUAUUGUUAGAUCCGACGAUGUCUUCAAAGUGCUGUGA